AAACGAAAUUUUGGCGGAAUUUGCGUGUUUUUAAGCCACCACAGUGUUCUAGAAACGCUUACUUAAGCGAAAGUUCAUCUUUAUCCGCCCAAUCGAUAUUAAUACUUUAUGAUAAUUGCAUCAGAAAACGGGAAAAACAAGAAUUCAACUAUUGUGCCCUUGUGAUGAUAUCAUUUCUUUUGGCCCAAGACUCUGUUGACCUUUACCUUAUCUUCGAAAACAACUCGCACGAAACGAAUUUAUCGUCGUGAUAGCUUAAUACUUCCUUUGUUUUGAACAGAGCAGUCAAGAGCAAAAACUAUGAGAGUGUCAGUUCGUUUUAACGGAAAGUGGUUUGUUGUUCCAUGCGGGGAAGGCAAAACUUCAAUCCAGUGGCUUAUCGAGGAGACACUUCGACGAGCGUGCGACACACAUGACUCAGAAAAAUGUGCGAAAGAUUUCGAAGCUACUUUGGCUCAAAGUGGAGGAAGUUUGCAUCCAAAUGAUUCCAUUUAUGAAGUUCUAAACGACAGCGACUUUGUUCAUAUUUUCGAAAUUGGAGCCACAGGAGAGAAUGACCAUAACUCACCAGAUGUUAUUUUAAGUGGAAAGGUGGAAAAGGCUUUUGAACAUGAACAGUUUGUAGAGCUUGAUGGCUGUUCGUUGUCCACUGAAACUCUUGUUGCUUUGGGAAAUGGCGAGUUUAAAAUAAAGCUUUCGAAAGAAGCUGAAAAUGCGGUGAACAAAUCAAGGGGAUUAUUGGACGACAUUGUUCGAGAAAAUAAAGUGGCGUAUGGCGUGACAACGGGCUUCGGAAUGUUUGCAAGGGUAGUAGUCCCUACAGAAAAACUUGAGGAACUGCAAGAGAAUCUCAUAAGAUCGCACGCUGCAGGUGUGGGCAGACCCUUGUCAACGAAGCACACAAGGAUGCUGUUUGCUCUGAGGAUUAACGUUUUAGCGAAAGGCCACAGUGGAGUCUCAGUCAAGACGUUAGAACAGAUCGUGGCAGCCUUUAAUGAGUCGUGUCUUCCAUGGAUUCCUGAGCAGGGUACUGUGGGAGCAAGCGGCGACUUAGCCCCUUUAGCUCAUCUGGCGCUUGGUUUACUGGGGGAGGGGCAGAUGUGGAGUCCUAAAAGUGGCUGGGCGGACGCGGCUUUGGUCCUAAAGGCUUAUGGAUUGGAGCGUUUACAGCUGCAACCUAAAGAAGGACUUGCUCUGAUUAACGGUACUCAGCUGAUAACGUCUCUUGGUGCUGAAGCCGUGGAACGUGCUCGAAUGAUUGCGAGGCAGGCCGACAUAAUUGCCGCCAUGUCGCUUGAAGUAUUGAAGGGAACUACACGAGCCUUUGAUGUUUUAAUCCAACAAGUGCGCCCACACGUUGGCCAGCGUCGAGUAGCUGAGAGACUGCGCUCUCUUCUUCAUUCAAGUGUGUAUCCGUCAGAGAUUGCAGGCAAUCACAGGUUCUGCAACCGCGUCCAGGACGCGUACACUUUACGCUGCUGUCCGCAGGUCCAUGGGAUCGUGAAUGACACCAUCGAUUUCGUACAGGAUGUGAUCACAACAGAAAUGAACAGUGCCACAGACAACCCAAUUGUCUUUGCUGAUCGGGGCGAGAUCUUGUCCUGCGGAAACUUUCAUGGUGAAUAUCCGGCCAAGGUGUUAGAUUAUCUGGCAAUAGGUGUCCAUGAGUUGGCUAACAUGAGCGAAAGGAGAAUAGAACGACUCGUAAAUCCAGCCCUGAGUGAGCUCCCAGCAUUUCUUGUUAAGGAAGGAGGUUUCAAUUCCGGUUUCAUGAUGGCACACUGUACGGCUGCAUCUCUAGUUUCAGAGAAUAAAGUCCUUUGCCACCCCUCCUCAGUUGAUUCGUUGUCCACAUCUGCUGCCCAAGAGGAUCACGUGUCUAUGGGAGGAUUUUCCGCCAGAAAAGCUCUUAACGUGGUUAAAAAUGUUGAAAAAGUCCUUGCUAUUGAAUUGUUAGCGGCUUGUCAAGGAAUCGAGUUUUUGCGGCCAUUGAAGACAACAGAACCAUUAGAAGCUGUUCACUCAUUGGUUCGGAAAGUUGUAAAGCCGUGGGACAAAGACCGUUUCAUGGCGCCCGACAUAGAGGCUGUGUUGAAGCUUGUGAAGAAAGGAAAGAUCUGGGAAGUGGCGUCACCAUUUAUGACGCAUUACCAAAGCACCACCAGAUGUCAACAGGAGCUCCCAACUAACAUUAUGUCUCCUACUGCAAGUACUCUAUCGGUUGACACUCCUCCCCUUAAGAAGAUCAAGCUAAAUAAGGAAUGAAAUGGACGCUUACCAGCGUCGUGUGCGUUGCGUAUAGUGGAAAUGCUUUCUUCUUCUUUUGUGAUCAAAUCACAGAUAACUUGUAAAUAUCAUUACUUGCUGCCUCUGAUUUUAAUGCGCCGUUUAGCGUGUGAGGCGAAAAAAAUUGGAAAUAUACAGAGCAAAAAGCGGACAGGGGCAUGCGCUCUCAGUAAUUUAGCAAUAUACUUUAUUCGCGUUCUCGUUGGUCCCUUUUGGUCAUGUGUUAGAUUGCACUCUCGGUGCUGGCCAAAAGAUAAGCAGGCUCUGAAGACGAGAUUGACAUCGCAUAGCAAACUACAUGUUAAUUGAAUAUUUUGUUGUGAUGUCUUAGACAUUACUUGGUUUUGUCUACUUGUGCAUCGGUUUCGAGUAAUUUAGAAUGUUUUCAAAAUUCAUUUACAGGCGAGAAAUAUAGUCUUAUGGAAAAUAUUAAUUUAUUUUAAAAUUGAAUGAAGAAUUCUCAUUUAUUUACUCAAUUCUUGACUUCUAGGUUGAGUUAAUUCUCAAGUCGCAAGAAAAAUAUCUGAAUCGUAG
This is a messenger RNA of Pocillopora verrucosa, 2820 nucleotides long. The record is from RefSeq and is a predicted model, not a curated record. Lineage: Eukaryota; Metazoa; Cnidaria; Anthozoa; Scleractinia; Pocilloporidae.